AUGAUUGCAGAAAACUCUAGCAGCAUAGUAGGUUCCUCACUCCUUGAACGUAAUGGAUCAUUCGGAAUAUUAAUCACUGAUGAUGUUCUGUAUAUCGGCGAUUCAGAUAACGAUCGAACCGUUAUCAUUCAUUGUGAAUCUGCUGUAAACAUUUCUAUUAUCGGUUAUGAUCCAAAUCUUCUAAACUCACUCCAUGAUCUUAUUGUCUUAAAAAGUUCGCUCUAUGUUGUCGAUACAAGUAAUGGUCGAGUGUUACAAAUGCCACUCGAUGGUUCGAACUUAACUAAUGUGACUUGUGCAAUCAACUUAUGA
Messenger RNA from Adineta ricciae, 312 nucleotides. The record is from the annotation of a GenBank genome assembly. NCBI's taxonomy places the organism in Eukaryota, Metazoa, Rotifera, Eurotatoria, Adinetida, Adinetidae.